AUGGCUUGUGCUGUAGAUUAUACGAAAAAAUCUAUUUUUGUAAUCACUGGUGCAUCAAAAGGCAUUGGACGUGAAAUUUCAACAAUGCUAGCGAAAAACGUAAAUAAAAAUUCAGUUUUUAUUUUACUGGCAAGAUCUACAGAGGGCUUAGAAGAAACUAAAACCCAGAUUGGAAAAAUAGACAACGGCUUAAAAGUUUUAACGUAUGUAACAGACCUCUCUAAACCCAAUUUUAAAUUUUAUAAUGAUCUGUUUGAUGGAGUUUUAAAAACUAUUGAUUCUACUGGUACAGAAUAUGGGUAUAUUUUUCAUAACGCUGCUAGUAAUGGACCACUCAAAGAAAUAGCUGGACUCAGUGACCUACAAAUCUGGCGAGACUUCUAUGAAUUUAAUUUGUUCUCAACUGUUUUGUUAAAUAACGCCUUCUUACAUAAAAUAAGUCCUGUUACUCAGAAAACUGUUGUGAUCAAUAUUAGUUCUGGAUGUGGAAUAGUGCCAUAUGAAAACUUUUCCUUGUAUGGAUCGUCCAAAGCAGCACGUCAACUGUUUUUCAAAAUUUUAGCUAUUGAACAACCGAAUCUUACUGUCUUAAGUUAUUGCCCAGGAGCUGUAAAAACCGAGAUGUUUAAUUCUGCAUGCGAUAAUGCAGAAUCGAAAAAAGUUAGAGAAGUAUUUCAAGAAAUGAGAAAAACCAAAAUGAUAACUACUGAACAGACAGUUGGUAAAUUGCUUGAAGUUUUAAAAAAAGGAGAUUUCAAGAGUGGAGAUGUUAUAGAUUAUCACAACCUGUAUACCAGUCUCAACAAUAUAAAGACUCUAAUGGACACAUAA
Molecule: messenger RNA, 831 nt
Organism: Sitophilus oryzae (rice weevil)
Lineage: Eukaryota; Metazoa; Arthropoda; Insecta; Coleoptera; Curculionidae
Product: sepiapterin reductase-like
Exons: 1
Coding region: 1-831 (276 amino acids)
Biological process (GO): tetrahydrobiopterin biosynthetic process
Molecular function (GO): sepiapterin reductase (NADP+) activity
Source: RefSeq, a predicted model, not a curated record